Messenger RNA from Neogale vison (American mink), 2745 nucleotides. Its product is annotated as chloride channel protein ClC-Ka. The record is from RefSeq and is a predicted model, not a curated record. Gene Ontology annotation, molecular function: voltage-gated chloride channel activity. Gene Ontology annotation, biological process: transmembrane transport; chloride transport. Gene Ontology annotation, cellular component: membrane. Lineage: Eukaryota; Metazoa; Chordata; Mammalia; Carnivora; Mustelidae. The transcript has 20 exons. The coding region runs from base 91 to 2370 and encodes 759 amino acids.
GGAGGGCCGGCUGGGGCCACAGCAGGACCGACGGACAGAGAUAUGUGCACCCUCGGCACCCUCCCUCAGUGAUGAGGACACAUCAGACCUAUGUCCCCUCCUGAUAGCUUCACACACACGUGCAAGCGAACGUGUGCACAGGAAAACACCUCGGUUCCUUUUUACCUGGGAGGUGCCAGGUGGCUGGGUACCAACAGUCUGUCUGUCCGUCUGCUCCGGGACCCAAUGGAAGAGCUGGUGGGGCUGCGUGAGGGCUCCUCGGGGAGCCCUGUGAGCCUUCGGGAGCUGUGGGGCCCGUGUCCCCGUGUCCGCCGAGCCAUUCGAGGUGGCUUGGAGUGGCUGAAGCAGAAGGUGUUCCGCGUGGGGGAGGACUGGUAUUUCCUGAUGACCCUCGGGGUGCUCAUGGCCCUGAUCAGCUACACCAUGAACUUCGCUGUUGGGCGCGUGGUGCGAGCACACAAGUGGUUAUACCGGGAAAUUGGGGACAGCCACCUGCUCCGGUACCUCUCCUGGACUGUGUACCCUGUGGCCCUGGUCUCCUUCUCCUCCGGCUUCUCCCAGAGCAUCACGCCCUUCUCUGGAGGUUCUGGAAUCCCGGAGCUGAAGACUAUGCUGACCGGCGUGGUGCUGGAGGACUACCUGGACAUCAAGAACUUCGGGGCCAAGGUGGCCGGCCUCACCUGCACCCUGGCCGCCGGCAGCACCAUCUUUCUGGGCAAAGUGGGCCCCUUCGUGCACCUGUCUGUGAUGAUCGCUGCCUACCUGGGCCGGGUACACACCAAGGCCAUUGGAGAGUCUGAGAACAAGAGCAAGCAGAACGAGAUGCUGGUGGUGGCAGCAGCAGUGGGCGUGGCCACGGUGUUUGCAGCGCCCUUCAGUGGGAUCCUGUUCAGCAUCGAGGUCAUGUCUUCCCACUUCUCUGUCUGGGAUUACUGGAGGGGCUUCUUUGCGGCCACCUGCGGAGCCUUCAUGUUCCGCCUCCUGUCCGUCUUCAACAGCGAGCAGGAGACCAUCACCUCCCUCUACAAGACCAAUUUCAGGGUGGAUGUCCCGUUCGAUCUGCCCGAGAUCUUCUUUUUUGUGGCCCUGGGGGCCAUCUGUGGCAUCGUGAGCUGCGCGUACCUCUUCUGUCAGCGAACAUUCCUUGGUUUUGUCAAGACCAACCGGCUUAUCUCCAAACUGCUGGCCACCAGCAAGCCUCUGUAUGCCGCUCUGGCGGCCUUGGUUCUCGCCUCCAUCACUUACCCCCCUGGCGUGGGCCGCUUUCUGGCUUCUCGGCUGUCCAUGAAGCAGCAUCUGGACUCACUGUUCGACAACCACUCGUGGGCGCUGAUGACCCGGAACUCAUCCCCACCCUGGCCCAAGGAGCUCGACCCCCAGAACCUGUGGUUUGAAUGGUACCACCCGCGGUUCACCAUCUUUGGGACCCUCGCCUUCUUUCUGGUUAUGAAGUUCUGGAUGCUGAUUCUGGCCACCACCAUCCCCAUCCCUGCUGGGUACUUCAUGCCCAUAUUCAUCUUCGGAGCUGGCAUCGGGCGCCUCAUAGGGGAGGCCCUCGCUCUUGCCUUCCCCGAGGGCAUUGUGGCCGGAGGGGUCACCAACCCCAUCAUGCCUGGGGGGUACGCCCUGGCAGCCCAGGCACCAGGGCGCUUCCAGCAGUGGCCAGCAUGUGGCCUCUGUGGCUUGAACCACCCCACCCUGGCUCUGCCCCCUGCAGGGGCUGCGGCCUUCUCAGGGGCCGUGACCCACACCAUCUCCACGGCGCUGCUGGCCUUCGAGCUGACUGGCCAGAUAGUGCACGCGCUGCCCGUGUUGAUGGCCGUGCUGGCGGCCAACGCCAUCGCCCAGAGCUGCCAACCCUCCUUCUAUGACGGCACCAUCAUUGUCAAGAAGCUGCCAUACCUUCCAUGGAUCCGAGGCCGAAAAAUCAGCUCUCACCGUGUGAUCGUGGAACACUUCAUGAACUGUGCCAUCACCACGCUGGCCAAGGACACACCGCUGGAGGAAGUGGCCAGAGUGGUGACCUCCACAGACCUGGCCAAGUAUUUCCUGGUGGAGAGCACAGAGUCUCAGAUACUGGUGGGCACUGUGGGAAGGGAGGACUUGGUGCAGGCACUCCGGGCUGAGCCUUCUUCCUGGACUCCAGGGCACCCGUGUCUUCGGGACCUUCUGGCUGGGGGUUGUCCCGUAGAGCCCGUGACCCUGCAGCUGUCUCCGGAGACCUCCCUGCACCAGGCACACAACCUCUUUGAGCUGUUGAAACUUCAGUCCCUGCCUGUGACAUCUCUGGGCAGAGCUGUGGGCUCUGUGUCUUGGGUGGAGUUGAAGAAAGCAAUUUCCAGCCUGACAAACCCACCAGCUCCAAAGUGAGCCAGCCUCGCAAGACCCUGGGCCGAGACCCUGCCUCUCUUCCCCCCUCACAACACAGCCCUCCAGCCCAGCUCAUCUCCUCGGUGAAGCAGGCGGCUCUAACCUAGCACUGAGCAGGGCCCCAUGCUCACCGUGUUCCAUCCUGGGCGACACAAGCGCUGCAUACUGUAAAGGACAAAUCCCACCCUGGACCCAGCAGGAUUCAAGAGCACAGAAAACCAGCGGACAGUGGGUGCUCAUUGAAAAUCCACCAAAUUCACAGUCAAGACAUUGGUGUAGGGCUAUCGGCAAGGGCAGGCACAGAUGCCCUCUGGGAGUUGUAGGACUCCCAACCAGAGGCUCCUGAGAAAAAUAAAGCUGGUUCCCAGAGCUAUA